Molecule: messenger RNA, 1807 nt
Organism: Pezoporus occidentalis (night parrot)
Lineage: Eukaryota; Metazoa; Chordata; Aves; Psittaciformes; Psittacidae
Gene: DLL3
Product: delta like canonical Notch ligand 3
Molecular function (GO): calcium ion binding; Notch binding
Source: RefSeq, a predicted model, not a curated record
ACCCCCGGUGCCAGCCAUGGGUGCGGGGCUCGUGCGCGCCUUCCUCACCCUCCUCUUCCUCCCAGCGGUCCGCCCCUGGGGGGUGCUGGAGCUGCGGGUGCUGUCGGCGCGGGGGGGGGCGGGGGGCCCCCUCGUUUUCCGCCUCUGCCUGCGCCCCCCCGGGGGGGGCGGCUGCUCCCUGGGGGUCACCCACAGCCCCCCCGGGCCCCCCCCGCGCCCCGGAGCCCCCCGGACCCUGCGCCUGCCCCUCGCCUACCCCUGGCCGGCCACUGUGUCCCUCAUCAUCGAGUCCUGGCGGCUGGAGGAGGCUGAAGGCUCCGGGGCCCCCCGGGGCCGCCUCCUUGGCCGCGCCGUGACCCGGCAGCACCUCUCCCCUGGGGGGCCCUGGCGGGGGGGGGGGGGGGGGGGGCUCCGCUUCGGGACCCGCCUGCGCUGCCGCCCCCCCCCCUGCGCCCGCCGCUGCCGCCCCGCCCUCCCCCCCGCCUGCCGAGGCCCCUCUCCCCGCCGCUGCUGGAGCCCCCCCCGCCGUGGGUGUCGGGAUCCCUGCGCACCCCCCAAAGGCAGCGCCUGCAGCAAGGGGGGGCUCUGCAUGGUGAGUGGGGGACCCCCGCCCGGCCCGCACACAGGGAAUGGCACCGGGAGCAUUGGGAAUGGCACCAGGAGCAUCAGGAAUGGCAGCAGGGACACCGGGAAUGACACCGGGACCACCAACGGUGGCACUGGAAGCGCUGGAGAUGGCCCCAGUGGCCCCAGUGGCACCGGCAUCGGCAACGGGAGCACUGGAAGAGGUACUGGGAGCACCGGGAGAGGCACCGGGAGCACCGGGAAUGGCACCGGGAGCACCAACGGUGGCCCUGCAGGCACCGGCGCUGUCACCAGUGAUGGUACUGGGAGCACUGGGGACAUUGGGAAUGACACCGGGAGCACCAGGACUGGAGCACUCGGAUCACCGGGAACGGCUCCGGCGGUUCCGGGAUCGCCCUCGCCGGCCCCGGUCCCCCUGGAGCCGUCCCCGUGCGCCCUCGGGCCCUGCUUCAACGGCGGCGCCUGCGCCCCCCGCGGCCGCGGCUUCUCCUGCCGCUGCCCCCCCGGCUUCCGCGGAGCCAACUGCGAGCGGCGCAGCGACGGCUGCGCCCUGCAGCCGUGUCUGCAUGGCGGGCAGUGCCGCUCCGUUCCGGCGGGCAGUCCCCCGUCCCCGUUCCCGUUCUCCCCCGUUCUUGUUCUUCCCCCGUUCCCGUCCCCGUUCCCGUUCCCGUUCUCCCCCGUCCCCGUUCCCGUUCUCCCCCGUUCUUGUUCUUCCCCCGUUCACGUCCCGUUUCCCCCCCCCCCCCCCCCCCCGCCAGGCGGGCAGUGCCGCCCCUCCCCCUCCGGCGCCCCCCUGUGCCGCUGCCGCCCGGGGUUCCGCGGCCGCCGCUGCGAGCGCAACGUGGACGAGUGCAGCCCGAACCCGUGCGCCAACGGCGGCACGUGCCAGGACGGCGCCAACGCCUUCCACUGCGCAUGCACGCUGGGCUACGGCGGCCGCCGCUGCCAGGAGCGCGCCGACGCCUGCGCCUCGGGGCCGUGCCGCCACGGCGCCACGUGCUACACGCACAUCUCCGGGCACGUCUGCGCCUGCGCGCACGGCUACAUGGGCGCGCUCUGCGAGGAGCCGGUGCCGGGGGCGCGCGCGCCGCGGGCCCCGCCCCCACCCCCACCCCCCCUCGUGCUCGCGCUCGCGCUCGGGUGCGCGCUGCCCGCGGCCGCGCUGGGGGCGGCGCUGGGGCUGGCGGCGUGCGGGAGGAGGAGGAGCAGGGCAGAGAGGUGA